Messenger RNA from Prorocentrum cordatum, 1422 nucleotides. NCBI's taxonomy places the organism in Eukaryota, Dinophyceae, Prorocentrales, Prorocentraceae. The record is from the annotation of a GenBank genome assembly.
AGCCCGCGCAGUGGCGCGGUCCCAGCAGUUGGGCUCUACACCCCACCAGGGACCGCCCUCUUGGGCUGCGCGCUGGAUGGAGGAGAUCCGGGCCCAGGCCGCCCUCUCAGUCGCAGAUGCGCUUGUGGAGGACGUCAGGCGGCAGCGGGCGUACAAUGCCGAGCAAGGACCCGUUGCGGUCAAGUUUCCCCCGCCCGUGGUCCGCGCCGUGGUGCUGGUCCAGGCCAUGCUGCGACGGCGGGAGUUUCUGCGGAGCUUCGGGGGAGACGCGGAGGCCAUAGCGGAGUUCGCCCCACCGGAUCCGCUGCUGUCUGUGGCGCUCUAUUUCUGCCGGCGCAUGCGGAGCGUGCAGUGGAUCGAUGCCGAGAGUGAGGCGAUGGCGGUGGCCGGCAUCGUGUCUGCGAAGCAGACGGGCCUCACGCUGGGCGGCGUGCGCGAGGUGAUCGAGUUUUACGAGGGCGUUGUUUCGGACGAGCACAUGUCUCUCAUGGUCUUGCGCGAGAAGCUUGACGGAAUGAUCGUAGAGGUGACCGAGGCGUUGCAAGACCGCGUCGCAGUUCUGGACACUCCGGCAGAGGUCCAGGCUGCCAUCGAUUCUUGCCGAAGUGAGUCGCAGAUUCCGCCCUGCUUCGAGUCGCGCAUCUUCGGCGGCCCCCUCGUGCGCCUGCGCGAGGUCGUCGAGAGGGCGGAGCGCGAGCUGCGGCUGCAGCUGGCGCAGUGCACCUCCGUGCCGGAGUACGACAAGGUUGACGAACGGCUGGAGCCCAUGUUCGGCGCCGUGCACACGCCGGUCCGCGCCGAGAUCGACCUCGCGCGCACGCGGCGCACGCAGUUCCUGGAGAUGGAGCUGGAGACACGGUGGUCGCGGCCGUUUGCCGGGCCACUGCCGCCGCACUCGCGGGCGGCGCGGCAGUACCAGCUGGAGCUCGGGAAGGACAAUCCGAAGGUAGUCGAUUUCGUGGCGGAGGAGCUGCGGCACGCGGCGUCGCUGGAGGCCACGUUCGAGGUACACCUGUCCACUCUCCAGGGGCGGAUGCAGACUCUCUGGGAGAGGCGCCGAGAAGCCAAGGCCCGGUCCAUGGUGGAGGAAAUGGACGCGCAGAUGUCGGAGGUGUCGGACGAGAUCCAGAGGGCGAUCGAGAACGCCAUCCUGGACAUCGGACCCCAGAACGCGAGGGUGAAGCAGCGCGCCCAGGAGCUGCUUGCCGCGGACGCGCACGCCGCCGUGUUCAGCAUCCAGGCGGAGCAGGCGGCCGACGAGCUCCGGGCGGAGCUGGAGGAGAACGACACGAGCCCCGAGGGCGCCGACCGCCGGCGCGGCGUCGCAUCCACGUUGCUGGCGCUGCUGGACGAGCUCACCCCGGGCCACCCCACGCAGGCGGUGCUACGGGGGGAGUUUCAGCAGGAGCUCGCGGAGGCCGC